Mytilinidion resinicola is the source of this 402-nucleotide messenger RNA. RefSeq lists its product as uncharacterized. The transcript is spliced from 3 exons. NCBI's taxonomy places the organism in Eukaryota, Fungi, Ascomycota, Dothideomycetes, Mytilinidiales, Mytilinidiaceae. The coding region runs from base 1 to 402 and encodes 133 amino acids. The record is from RefSeq and is a predicted model, not a curated record.
AUGCAAUAUGACAACAUUGGACGCCGUGUGAACACUCGUGACGACCGAUAUCGCAAGCGCCUUGAAGAUGACGGCACGACAGCUUUGGACGCCAUCUGGACACGCGACUACCGGUAUCUUAAGGAUGAGCGCCACGAGCUGAUGGAGAAACUCUCCUUUGCCGCCACCGCACGCCCGGACGAUGAGCGCCACAACCUGAUUGAGGAGGCGAUGAAGAUCAUUCCCGACUACCACCAGCCUCAGGACUGCAGGCGCCCGACUAAGACUCAAGAGGAGGUGAUGAAGGCCAUUCCCGACUACCACCCGCCUCAGGACUACGGGCGCCCGACCAAGGACUACAGGCGCCCGACCAAGACUGAAGAGAAAGUCUAUGUUCCUGUCAAUGACUAUCCAGAGGGGUAA